Molecule: messenger RNA, 564 nt
Organism: Trichoplax adhaerens
Lineage: Eukaryota; Metazoa; Placozoa; Uniplacotomia; Trichoplacea; Trichoplacidae
Exons: 4
Coding region: 1-564 (187 amino acids)
Source: RefSeq, a predicted model, not a curated record
AUGACUUGUCCGGAAGUAUUACGCUACAUUAAGAAAAGAUGUCGCCUUUUCCAGUAUGAUUAUAAAACGAAUGACAGAUCGCAUUACGCAACUUUACCAAGUGCAGAACGACUUCACAAGGGAAUUGUUAUGGCGAUGUGCGAUGAGGGGCUUCGCUCUUUAAAGAAAGAUUAUGAACUAGACUUCGAAGCUGUGAAGCCAAAAGUCGACAAUGUGGUACGUGUGAUGGUACCAUUCGAAGAUGAAUUAGAGAAAGUAAAAAAUAGAGUUCUUCGAAAAACGCUAAAAUAUAUAGACAGUUUAAAAAUCGCGGGCUAUGCGGAAGUAGUCGAAUAUUAUAAAGACAAAGCAUUUAAAUAUUUACAGGUUCUUCAUGCAGAAUCAGAAGCAGUCUUAAUACAAGCAGAAAAUGAAGAAGUCCAAAGUGAAAAGAAGCGAGCUAAUGAAGAAAUAAAAAUUAACCCAAGAAAAGAAAAUUUUAUCGGACAAUUUACAAAAAGAAAAAGACAAGCGAUUAUCAGCAGAAGAAUAAUUGGAUCUGACAACCAAAGAAUUAGAACAUGA